This is a messenger RNA of Sinocyclocheilus grahami, 1788 nucleotides long. Its product is annotated as sec1 family domain-containing protein 1-like. Gene Ontology annotation, biological process: vesicle-mediated transport. The record is from RefSeq and is a predicted model, not a curated record. The coding region runs from base 54 to 1586 and encodes 510 amino acids. NCBI's taxonomy places the organism in Eukaryota, Metazoa, Chordata, Actinopteri, Cypriniformes, Cyprinidae. The transcript has 22 exons.
UUCGCCGUUGCCACGUCACCCUCACAGUCGUCGUCACUGCAUAAACAGUAAAGAUGGCGGCCUCCGUCCGGGAGAAACAGACAGCUGCUUUGAAGCGAAUGCUCAACUUCAAUGCCCCACCUUUGAAAAACACAACAGCUGAGCCGGUAUGGAAGGUUCUUAUUUACGAUCGCUUUGGCCAAGACAUCAUAUCUCCCCUGCUGUCUGUGAAAGAGUUACGGGACAUAGGCAUCACUCUGCACCUCUUGUUGCACUCAGAUCGCGACCCCAUUCCAGAUGUUCCUGCCAUUUACUUUGUAAUGCCCACAGAGGAGAACAUUGACAGGAUAUGUCAAGACCUCCGAAACCAACUAUAUGAGUCCUACUAUUUGAACUUCAUCUCCGCAGUCUCUAGAAGCAAAUUGGAGGACAUAGCAAGUGCUGCUCUAGCAGCUAAUGCUGUAAACCAGGUGACCAGAGUAUUUGAUCAAUAUUUGAACUUCAUCACACUUGAAGAUGAUAUGUUCAUUCUCUGUAAUCAAAACAAAGAACACAUCUCCUACCACGCAAUCAAUAAACCAGAUAUCAUGGACACAGACAUGGAUGGCAUAAUGGACACAAUAGUGGAUAGUCUCUUCUGCUUUUUUGUCACUCUUGGUGCUGUCCCAAUAAUCCGAUGUCCAAGAGGGAAUGCUGCUGAAAUGGACUUCCACCUGAACCGGGUCAGUGUGGAGGAGUCUCAAGGGUCAGAGGCCAGCCCAGCUGGAGCACGGCCAAAAAAGAAAAACAAGAAGAGCUAUGAUCUCACUGCUGCUGAUAAAUUUUGGCAAAAACACAAAGGAAGUCCAUUUCCUGAGGUUGCAGAAGCUGUGCAGGAGGAACUAGAUACAUAUCGAGCCCAAGAGGAUGAGGUUAAACGCCUCAAGAGUAUCAUGGGCUUAGAAGGGGAGGAUGAUGGAGCUAUUAGUAUGUUGUCAGAUAACACUGCCAAACUUACCUCAGCUGUCAGGGUCCUUUCUGGAACAGCAGAAGAUAAGAUAAGGCUGUUUCUGAUCUACUACAUCACUUCCCAGCAGCCCCCAUCUGAGGCUGAUCUAGAGCAGUACAAGAAAGCCUUGGUUGAUGCAGGCUGCGACUUAUCCUCACUUAACUACAUUAAGCAAUGGAAAGCUUUUACGAAGAUGGCUGCAACACCAGCCAGUUACGGAAGCAGUGGAGUGAAACCAAUGGGACUGUUCUCACGGGUGAUGAACACUGGCUCCCAGUUUGUGAUGGAGGGGGUGAAAAAUCUGGUUCUGAAACAGCAUAAUUUGCCGGUUACUCGCAUCUUGGACAACUUGAUGGAAAUGAAGUCAAACCCGGAGACUGAUGACUACAGAUACUUCGAUCCCAAGAUGCUUCGCGGAAGCGAGAGCUCCAUUCCAAGGAACAAGAACCCCUUUCAAGAGGCCAUCGUCUUUGUCGUUGGUGGGGGCAAUUACAUAGAGUAUCAAAAUCUUGUUGACUACACAAAGGCCAGGCAAGGGAAGCGGGUUCUUUAUGGCUGUAGUGAGCUUUUCAAUGCAGCCCAGUUCAUGAAACAGCUCUCCCAGCUUGGUCAGAAAUAGGAGGAGCAUUGAAGUCCAGUUAUCCACCCUUCUCAAAACUGAAAUCAAGAUCUUUUCUGUUGUAUUCCAUUAAAACCCCUCUAACUUCAGAAUCACUCAUAUUCCAUGUACUUUAUACUGUUUUCCUAUACUAUUUAAUUCAAUACUAAAGGUUCCCAACAAUAAAGUCUUACGCAUCAAUUGCACUUUGUUUUCUUUCUAU